Chara braunii is the source of this 2036-nucleotide messenger RNA. Lineage: Eukaryota; Viridiplantae; Streptophyta; Charophyceae; Charales; Characeae. The record is from the annotation of a GenBank genome assembly.
GGAUAAGAGUGUGCAGGGAUCCUUUCGGUCGCUGAGGAGCGGUGGUGUGGGCGACACGUCGACGUCAUUACUGAUUUUUGCAUCAUGGAAGCCGUUUCGUUGAGCACCUGACACGUGGCAGGACGCGUGGCUGGAGAGUUGUGUGUGGGAAUUGGACGUGACACGUGGCCGGGCACCUGGCGGCGACAGGACACCUGGGCGGGACUUUUGGGGGGACACGUGGAGCGAGACUGGCGGGACACGUGGCGAGGGACAGCAAGAAGCACGUGACGAAAAAGACACCUGAGACGUCGUGGCACACUCUGCGCGCUAGACGUGGGAGAGGCACAAGCGCAAUUCUUUCACUGCAGGACAGUAAACACGUCACGCGACAGCGCGGCAGAUGUGUUGUGCCGUGGAACCUAGCGACACGUGGGUUGUCUAACACGUGGCACGCUGUGUGGAUGACACGUGGCAGACGUGUGUGCCUUGGCAACCGACGCGUGGCGAGAGAGUGGCUCGUUGCACGCGUGCUUGCAUGACUCGUGGCAGACUUCGGUACCUUUGACAUCUAGCACGUGGAGCGCACGUGGCACGCGUCGCAUAACUCGUGGGAGCGCACGUGGCACGCGUCGCAUAACUCGUGGCAGACGUCCGUGCCGCGGCACCUGACACAUUGCGACAGUGUGCCACGUGGCACGCGAGCUUGCAUGUCUCGUGUGGCAUACGUAGCGUGAGCGUGACACGUGGCACGCGUGCUUGCAUGGUGCAUGACGGCUAAGAAAAACAGGUGACGUGAUUUGUGGUCGUGGACGUGCAUGCAUUGUUUUUUGUUGGGGAGGCGGGCACCGUCACAGUGUGACACGUGGCGUGACACGUGGUGUCGUUGGCGGACCACGUGGCGGGACCGACGAUUGACGUGGCAAGAUGUCGCAGUUUGAGUACAGCCAUGACUCCGCGGCAUCACCUUUCGGUUCGUUUUGGAAGUUCCAGAGCAAUGCGGGUGGUUAUGGAGGAGGAGGAAGCGGAGGAGGAGGAGGGGGGGGGGUAGGUGAUUUGUGGCCAUCGCCGUCGUUCACGUCGUCUUCUUCUUCCUCCGCCUCCGCUGCACGUGGAGGCCGACGUGGAAGCGGCGUGGUGGGGACAAGGCUGGCAAGAGCGACGAGCGCUCUCGAUGGCGCGCCACCUGUCGCACACGAUCCCGACCAGACUCUCGGCGGCUACAUUCUGAGCCUACUUGGCAGGAUGCUCUACUCUCACUGGGGUGGGGGAGGCGGAGGGAGGGCGGGAGCUCCUCCUCCUCCUCCUCCUCCUCCUCCUCCGCGGACGGGGGCCCCGCCGUAUCGUCGGACGACUGGGGGCAAUCUGCGCGGUCCCGGCGAACAAGGAGAAGGAGGUGGUUAUGCCGUCGGGACACCGAUGAGCCGGGUGCAGUGGCGAGAUCAGCUUCGGAGAAGCGGCGCGCGUGUAAAGCUAAUGCAGACAGGGGAUUUCCCCGAUCAGAAGACAGGUGAAGCAUCUCUGCCAGCAGGAUUGAAUCUAGGGAUGGGAGCGAAUUUCGAUCUCGACACACAGACGAUAGAGCCUCGCCUUCGCGUGCGGGCGCGGUACGUUGCCCUCCGGGUGCUGCCAAUUCCAGAGAUGGAGCUGCGCGCCAAGUGGGCCCUUGGAACUACCAACCUGGCAGUUGAUAUUCGGUACUCGGUCCCUGUGGAACACGUGGCACAUUUCUGGGAAUCGCCUGCACGGCUGUCGAUCGCGUUGUUCAAUCCGAUGGGCACAGGAGUGCACCUCACUCCCAAUGGGGUCGAAUUUGAUGAGCAUGUUUUGCAUCUGGGAAGGCAUACCAACAUGCGGGUGGCAGCAACACUUCAAUUUCCGAGGAGGUUUCCACUCGAGCAAGGAGAUGAGCCUUUCCAUCUGUGUGUUAGGCGCCUUGGACUACGAACAAGGAUAGCAUGAAGCCUCAGUGGUCUGGAGGUCCUGCAGAGGCAUAUUCAUCCAUGCAAGAAGUGCCAAGAGGAGUUCUUAAAGCUCAGUAAACUGGUCGCAAAUGA